Chiloscyllium plagiosum (whitespotted bambooshark) is the source of this 2458-nucleotide messenger RNA. Lineage: Eukaryota; Metazoa; Chordata; Chondrichthyes; Orectolobiformes; Hemiscylliidae. The record is from RefSeq and is a predicted model, not a curated record.
GGCUCACUUAAAGGACGUUGAUGGCGUCGUUAACGAUAGUUUGUUCGGUCUGUGCACUUGUUAAUCACCAACGAAUCGCUGUCGAUAGAAUUGCAAACUGAAGAAUUUUAAUAAUAAAUGUAUAACAACUACAAGAAAUGAGGUGGUGACCUGUUAUUGUUAACGAAUGUAAAUUAGAAAUGUGAGAUUGCAUUCGAGGUUUUUAUAUUAAAGAGAACGGGCAAGUAAUUUAUUCUGGUUUUCGGCAAUCGAGAUGGCAACUGAUAAAAGUACAGUCAGUCUGAAAGAGACGAAAUGUGUUAGUGUUAUGAGGGAGCCGUUUCCAAAGGCCCACGUACGCGAAUCUACUGGUGAAAGCAAAGUGCAGAUGAUUAAAGGUGGCCUGUUCCUUGGGUCUGUAGCCACAGCUGGGAUGCUAGCAGGUUUUGGUACAACUCUUGCCAUAGCAAAAAAGAAAAGUCCUGGAUGGUUCAAUAAGGGAGUUAAUGCAACUAUUGCUGUUCCUGAAAGUGGGACAUUACUGGCUUUGAGAGCCCUAGGCUGGGGUUCUCUUUAUGCUUGGUGUGGGGCUGGUUUGCUUAGUCUUACAAUAUGGAAGGCUUUAGGAGUACACAGUAUUCAUUUGUCUGGAAGUAUGAAUAAGGAACAGGAAGGCAUAACUAAAAGUGAACAUUUUCCCAGAGACCUAUCAUGGCCAGUAUUUGCUCAGCAGAUGGGAGCAGACGCCACAGGAAUGUGUUGAGGUGGGCUCGCUGUGAAGGUGAUCAGCAUAAUGGAGUAGAAGAACCGCAGACCAAGGCUCCCUUGUGAAGAAAAGGGAGAAAGAUUCCCCAUCCAAUUGUCCUAAAAGGAAAUCUAUAAUUUAACUUUAAAGCUAUCAGUACUUCACAUGGGCUCUUUUGGCCCACUCAUCCACUCCGAGCAACUCUGGUCUGACUGUCAAGUCAUCAGUGCCCCAAAUCUGUUCAAGCCUUUGAUUAAUAUCAUAGUUUGAUAUUGAUGGAUUAGGGAACAAGGAAUGAUGGUGGAAAGGCCAUGGCAAACAUUCAAAGAGCGUAUGGAAGACUUGAACAUGUGUUCAUUCCUGUCUAACACUCAAGUAAAAUGGGCAAGAUAGCAAAACCAUGAAUUACCAGGUAAAUUAGAUAACCAAGGAAGAGGUGUACAAAUUGGCCAGGAAAAAAAAGACCUGUGGAGAGGGAUUAAUUUAGAAUUCAGCAAAGAAAGACAGAUAGUGAUUGACUUAAGGGAAAAUAUUGAGUGUAAGUUUCUGGGGCAUAAAAACUGACUGUGUCAAAGUUUUUUAGGUAUGUGAAGAGAAAAAAGAUUGAAGACAAAUGUAGGUCCUUUACAGUCAGAAAUUGAAAUGUUAUAAUGGGGAAUAAAGAAAUUGCUUACCAGCUAAAUACAUGCUCUGGUUCUAUGGUCACAAAGUAGGACACAAACAACAUAACAGAAAUGUUAGGGAUCACUGGAUUCAGUUGAGAAGUGUGAAGUGAAUGAAAUCUGUAUUAGUAGGAAAUGAAGUUGGGAAAAUUGGGAUUAAAGGCUGAUAAAUUUCCAAGGUCUGAUAAUGCUCAUCUGAGUAUUUAAGGAAAUGGCCAAAAAUAGUAGGUGCUUUGGCUGUCUUCCAAAAUUUUAUAGACUCUGCUACAGUUCCUACAAAUUAGAGGGUAGCUAAUAUAACCUCUCUAUUUUUAAAAUAAAAAAAGGGCGGUAGAGAGAAAACCAGUUGUAGACCAGUCAGCCUGAUGUUGACAGUGAGAAAAAUCCUCCCAUUGCUUAUCAAAGACUUAAUAGCAGAGCACUUGGAAAACAGUGGCAAGAUCAAAGUCAGCAUGGAUUUUUGAAAGGCAAGUCAUGUUUGACAAAUCUUUGAGACUGUGUAACUAGCAGAGUUGAAGGGGGGUGCUAGGAUAUGAUUUAUAUGGACUUUCAGAAGGCUUUCAAUAAAGUCCCACAUUAGCGAUUACACUAAUCCCAGUCCUUCACUUUUAUAGCACUGAGAUAGAUAGAAAACUAGUUCACUGACAGGAAACAAAGAAGGAAGAAAUGGGUCUUUUUGCAAAUGGCAGGAAGUGAUUAUUGGGGUACCACAGGGAUCAGUGUUAGGAUCCUACAUAUUAAUGAUUUGAAUGAGGAAACUAAAUUUAAUAUCUCAAAUUGGAGAUGAGUCCAAGCUAGAUGGGAGAAUAAGCUUUGAGGAGGAUGCAUGGAUGCUUCUGUGGGAUUUGGACAACCUGAGUGAAUGGGCAAAUAGGCAGACAAUUAUCUACCUGUAAAUUAAGAGAAGGCAGUGUGCAACCAGACCUGAUAGCAGCAUAUCGGUACAGCAGCUGGUAAAGAGUAUAAAUGGUAUGUUGGCCUUCAUAGCAAGAGGAUUUGAGUACAAGUGCAAAGUUAUUUUCCUACAAUACUACUGGGCUUAGGUGAAACCAUAUCUGGAAUAUUUUGUACA